AUGGCCCGCCACUCGGUCGAAUACGCGCCGACGUACCAGCGCUUCGUGCUCCGGCACAAGUCGUACGCGCAGCAGUUCUCGCACAUCUACGUGAGUCGCCUGCAGCAGCUGCGCGACGUGCUGACCGCGCGCGUCGGCCACGAGACGAGCGGCCGCGUCCCCGUGCGGCCCAAAGUGAUCGACCUCCAGGCCGACGGCCGCGAGUGCGUCGUAAUCGGUACGCUGCUCAAAGUCCUGACCGGCAAACCGAACCUCUUUGACGCACUGGUGCGCGAGACGGGCGUCACGCCGCUCGAGCGCCUCCCGCACGCGCUCGCGACGCGCGAAGAUGAGCUCUUACUGGAGGACGAGAGCGGCCGCGUGCAGCUCGUGGGCCGCGUCGACGUCGCGACGCUCGUCACUGGUGUCGUCGUCGCCGUGCGCGGCCGCGUGCCACGAGACGGCACCGGCGGACAGUUCCACGUCGACGAAGUGUAUGUGCCGUCGCUGCCGCCGCAAGCGCCGCUGCCGACGCGACCGGAGAGGGCGUACGUGGCGCUCGUCUCGGGUCUAAGCAGUGGACGGCGCGUUCACGGCCGCCACCCGCUGCAAGCGCACGUCGUGAUGGACUAUUUGGCCGGACGAGUGGGCGACGCGGCGGAAAAGGCGUUCGUGGCGCACGUCGUGCGGACGAUUGUGGUGGGGAACGUGCUGGGAGCAGUGGACGAAGACGGCGACGCCGACGGCGUUCACGUGCCGACCGUUGCACGAAAGACGACGGAGCAGUUGGCUCUGGAAGGAGCGCCGCUGCGCGACGCCGACGCGCUCGUGUCGACGCUCGCAGCUGCCAUGUGCGUGGAUUUGAUGCCCGGGCCGGCGGACCCGAGCAACUACACGCUGCCGCAGCAGAGUUUCCACCCGUGUCUGUUCCCACGGAGCGCCUGUUUCCAGUCGUUUCGAUGCGUGACGAACCCGUACGAGGCGCAGAUUGGGGGCGUGCAGUUUCUCGGAGACGCGGGGCAGCCACUGCGCAGUCUGUUGCAAUGCACAUUGCCAGAUGGCGACGAUGUCGAGGCAGCGGACACAGAAGAGCGAGAGCAGGAGCGCGCGUUGGAUUACUUGCAGCGGUGUCUCGAGUGGAGACACGUUGCGCCCACUGCGCCAGACGUGCUCGCGUGCUUUCCCAUGGCAAACGAGGACCCAUUUAUCCUCGAGAGCUGUCCGCACGUGUACUUUUCCGGCAAUCAGCCGCGCUUUAGUACGCGAUUUGUCAAAGGAGAAAACGGCCAAGAAGUGCGACUUGUUACUGUGCCUUCGUUCUGCGAGACGUCUACGAUUGUGCUGGUCGACCUCAAGGACCUGUCGUGUUUUCCGAUUACAAUCGAGAUAUAG
Molecule: messenger RNA, 1371 nt
Organism: Hyaloperonospora brassicae
Lineage: Eukaryota; Oomycota; Peronosporomycetes; Peronosporales; Peronosporaceae
Source: the annotation of a GenBank genome assembly